UAGUAGCAGCAACAAACGCUUCAAAAGACAGCGUGUUCUCUUCCAUCAUAGUCUUAAAGAGAUGAACGUCAAGCCUCCCUUAAUAUAUAGAAGCGAUAAUAGCACGUCUCCGUAGCAUCAGUAGCGUGGCCCCAACAACCAGAUGCUCCUGAGGCUGCUGCUCGUGCUCGCACAGUGUUGGUUGAGCCGUGGCAGGAGGAGGAAGAGUGUCGCUGUCCUCGCACCCCCCAGCUGACUCGCGCCGCCCGCCCCGCCAGUCCCCAGGUUACUCACCCCCGCUGCCACACGUGUUGGACCGCGGAUCACGAUUGAGGCUUAGGACACCGCCACGCUGUACCGAUUGUAAGAUAAGAGAUUGAAGAAAAAGGAGAGACUGCCACUGCUGAGAUAUAUACAAUUGUAGAGGCAAGAAAAGGGAAGACUACUGCUGGGAAAUAAAGAAAUAUAGCAGUAGUCUCAUUUCCUGAAGUAGAACAAUUUAUCCUAGAGUUAAAAUAGGACUAAAAGCAGCUUAAAAAAUGCGAGGAAAAAUUAACAGGAAUCCGUAAAAGCUGGAAAGAAGGAAAUGAAAAGGAAUCUCAUCGGCGUCACGGCAACAGGAUACACGGAAAGGAUAGAAAAAAAAAACAAUUACUGAGGCAGGAAAUCAACGCCCCCCAAAAGAAGAAACUCAUCUCAUUCUCUUCGCCAUUCUAUUCGCCUCUUAAGAUGAUGUGACUGACUCUAUGAUAACCGUGAGGGAAACAGAUAUUGAAGAUUUAUUGUUUAGUGUAUCCCGUCACUUACUUGGGAAACAGUGUGAGUAAGCUGAGGAAAAGAGAUGAAAGUGUGAUAUUUCUGGAUCAGCCUGGACCACUGGAACGAAGAAGAGGAGGAUGAAACCUUACCUCUGGACUGACUGUGAUAUGUGUUAACUGAUUUCCUCGUGAAGUAAAUCCAAAACGUCUGAGAAAAUACAUGAAAUGACACUGGAAAACAAAAACAAAUAAGAAUAAAUAGUUGAAGGAAAAUAAUUAACGGUGAAAACAAGCAACAGGAAAGGAAACCAAGACGAAAAAUACAAUAGAGACAUAAACUAAGGAUUACUGAACGUUUCUUAUAAGCAUGGCGGGGGAUAUCGUGGUGGCGGGGGCGUGGUGGUGGCGGAGGUGCUGGUGGUGGUGGUGGUGGUGGAUGGCAAUGGUGCUCCACGAUCCAUCAGGUGGAGGCUCGGCGCUCCCCCACCGGCCCCCCACGAGCCCCACCACGCCCACACACUGCCGCGGCUGCCCCUACUUCCUCGCCACUCCCUCCCACGUCACCACCGCCGUCGGGCAAGCUGUCAACCUUACCUGUGGCGUGCGGAUGCUGGGAGACAGACAGGUGUCAUGGAUUCGUCGGCGGGACCUUCACGUUCUCACCACCGACUCCUUCACCUACACGAGCGACCCCCGGUUCAGCGCCCUCCACCAGGCCACGUCGCCUUACUGGGUCCUGCAUGUGGCCCGCCCGACGCUCUCCGAUGCCGGGGUCUACGAGUGCCAGGUGUCAGCGCAGCCCAAGAUCUUCCGGCCGUUCACGCUGGAGGUUGUGGAGCCCCGCGCGGUCAUCGUAGGCGGGCAGGAGGUAUUCAUGAGGGCAGGCAGUGACCUCAACAUCACCUGCCUCAUCAAGGGCGCCGCGCCGGAGGCCACACCUGUCACCUGGCUGCGCGUACCCCUAGGUAGCCGCAGUAGGAGCAGCACCAGCAGAAGCAACAGCAUAAAGAGAGUGGAGGAGGUGAACUCCGGGCAGCGUGGCGGCGUGCAGCUGGUGACCGACAGACGCGCGGGCACCAGCUGGCUCUUGGUGACGCGCGCUACGUGGCGGGACGAGGGCACCUACACCUGCGCCCCCGCCCGUGCCCGCCCCGCCUCCGUGGUGGUGCAUGUGCUGGACGGGGAAACUCCAGCAGCCAUGCAACCUCCCCUGGACACCGGCCGCUCCCCUGAAGCCUCCUCCUCCUCCUCCUCCUCCUCGUCCUCGUCCUCCUCCUCCUCCUCCUCCUCCUCCUCGUCCUCUUCCUCGUGGUGGUGGCCUCCCCUCGUCCUCGUCCUCGUCCUCCAGUCCUCGGUUAUCCUUCCUGCACCUCGAGAACCGCUCCUGUGAAAUUCGCCCACCGCCAGACACAAGCAGGCAGGUGUGUGUGUGUGUGUGUGU
This is a messenger RNA of Eriocheir sinensis (Chinese mitten crab), 2178 nucleotides long. RefSeq names its product zwei Ig domain protein zig-8-like. Gene Ontology annotation, cellular component: neuron projection membrane. The coding region runs from base 1105 to 2127 and encodes 340 amino acids. NCBI's taxonomy places the organism in Eukaryota, Metazoa, Arthropoda, Malacostraca, Decapoda, Varunidae. Gene Ontology annotation, biological process: synapse organization. The record is from RefSeq and is a predicted model, not a curated record. The transcript is spliced from 6 exons.